Rattus rattus (black rat) is the source of this 3621-nucleotide messenger RNA. It is a transcript of the gene Spata31g1, whose product is annotated as chromosome 1 C9orf131 homolog. The transcript is spliced from 2 exons. Bases 1 to 3621 code for a protein of 1206 amino acids. NCBI's taxonomy places the organism in Eukaryota, Metazoa, Chordata, Mammalia, Rodentia, Muridae. The record is from RefSeq and is a predicted model, not a curated record.
AUGGAUUGGCCGUUAGAAGACCUGCUUAGGGCUAAGGGAGAUAUGGGACUUCUUCAGGGCCAGCUGAGUCAUGCUCUGGCCUGCAGACACUGCAGCAGCAGCAUCUGCCUUCAAAGUCCAGGGAAUCUGGUGAUACUUUUCUUGUUCAUGGUUUGGCAGAUCCGAAGAUGGUGGCAGCUUGUAGGAUGGCAACAGCUUCAGCCCUGGUGCUCUGGAGAUAAAAUGAUACAAGGCAAGGGCCUACAACUUCUGUACCAUUUGGCCUUCCUUGACUACCUGUGGAAGCAAAAAUCAGAGGAAGUGGAAGAUGAGGAAAAGAAGGAAGAAGAAUUAUCACUGGGUCCACUAAAACCGUAUUAUCCUUCCCAGGACACCCCUGUUGGAAAUCGAUUCACUACAGUCCCACCACAGCCAUCCUGUAGUUCUAAGGGCCUCCCCACGGCCACAGAGACACAAGAACAAGUACUCAAACAACCCCCAAGCCCUUCCAGACCCUUCCCUACCUUCCAGAUCCUGACCAACCUACCUGUGAGAAACAAGAUAGCUUCAGGGAGCUCCCUGAAGCAGAAAAAAAGCCAGCUCUUCUGGGGUCUUCCCUCUCUACACAGUGAGUCCUUGGAGACUAUUUUCCUGAGCUCAGAUGGCCCCUCUCCACUAAAGUUGUCUAUUUGUCCCUCUGUCUUCUUCAACAAGGUUCCCUUCCUGCCGGUGUACAACCUGUUGCUUCCCUAUUGUCACUCCUCAGCUUUCUCUCCUACCCCUGAAGCCCAUGCUUUGGGAGAUCUGGAAGAAAUAGCUCCCGGUUCUCAGCUAGUUCAAUCUCCACCUUCCCCUCCUAUCUCGCCAGUAUCCUCCAAUCUUAAGCCUUUGCUCAAGGGCUGUAAGGGGAUCAUAUCCGACACCGAGGCACACACACUGUGGUUUACACAGAACAAAGAGGCUCCUUGUGCCUCUGAGAAACAAACCCUGCACCCUCAGCCUGAACUCCAAACAAUCAGAUCCUCCACAUUCUUACAUUCAUCUGAGACCUGGAGGGAGAUGCCAGGGGACCCUAGCCUCCAUCAACACAAUCCAGAAUCACCUCCUGCCUCUCUGUUGGGUCCUCAGGAAGUCCUAGAUAGGUUUGAGAUGCCAUGGAUAACCAUGGAUCAAAAUGAACACCCAACAGCCUCUGAAGCUGCAAUGCCAACUGCAAGCCCACUCCCAACUUCCCUGACAGAAUGCCAGAGAGCAAACCCCACGGGAGAACUGCCUCAAUCGAAAACUCUCUGGAAAACCACAGUGCAAAAAGAGAACCCUCAGGUCUGUGAACUUCCAAACUCACCUCCUUGCCAACUCACAGUACCCAUGACUGAAGGAACUGGCCCUCCAGGAGCUGCCCCUGGAUAUGAAGCACAGUGGGGAGUCCUAGUACAUAAAGACAUUCCCCAAGCUUUUGAUCCCCUAAUAUCAGCUUCCUGUCAGCCAUCAGGUUCUCUGUCAGAAGUAAAAAAUGUUAACCCCAAAGAAAGACUUUCUGCACCUAAGGACUUCAGGGAAAACACGGGAUACAGAAAGAACCCACCUGUUUCUAAGUCUCCAGUGUCAGUCCCCUACCCUCCUCUAGAUACCCUGUCAGAACACCAAAAAGAGAGUCCCCUAGAGGAUCUGUCUGGAUUUAGGCCUCAAUGGCAAUGCAGAGAAAACUCAGGUAGUCCCUGGGCCUUUGAAACUCCAACCUUGAACUUCAAUGUGGGGUUCAAUGAAACCACCCCUAUGUGUGUCCCAUUGGGAUGUGAGACUCAAUUGAAGGGUACACCUAGUACAGAAAAUCUUUGUGUCUAUGCAGACCUAGUUUCAUCUCCUAGCCUUCCCUCUACCUCUCUUCCAGACUUUACAAUAAUGGGCUCCCAAAGAAUCUUAUUAGAGUCUAAAGCUUCACUGGAGACAAAGGAGCAGACAGAUCAUCUGUGGGUAACUGAAUCCCCAUGUCCCCAUAUACCACCUCUAGUCCCCUUUAUAGAAUCACAAAGAAUCAACACUGUGGAUGACUUCCCUAGAGCAGAAGCUAUAGGGAGUAAUACUGAGGAUACAAGAAAACGCUUGCCUUCUGGGCCUCCAUUUCUGAACCUCAACCCAUCCCCAGCUCUUGCACAGCAACCCCUUAGAGUCAGCCCCAUAGAAAACCCAUUUAAAUCUGAAGCUUGGAGUAGGGACACUCAAAGGGAAAAUAACUCCUUGGCCUCUGAGCUUCCAGCUCAAAGAUUAUCCCAACACUUACUUGGACCCAGCCCCGCAGUAUUGUCUGACUUUGAGUCUGCUAGAGGGUUCAUGAAGCAGAAUGGAAACCACUGUGUUUCUGUAUCCCCGGUCUGGGACCCCAGUCCACAUCCACACUCUGCUUUGAAGUUUCACGUAAGUGAGCCUUCUGGAGACCAGUGUGUGGAGGCCAUGGAUUCAGUAGUAGAGCAGAUGGAUUCCUGGGCCAACCAACUACCAGCCCCCAGCUUCUUCCCUGCUCUGUCACAAGAGCUGCACUCUGAAACUGAGUUUGUACACAGAAAUGUACUAGAAAGAGAAGCCUCCCAGGGUCCCAAUCCUCCAGUACUGAAUCCUCUGCAACCGACAUGCUGGCCUAUCCAGCCUGGCCUCCAGAAGGAAGAGAUGUUCUCAGAAGCCAAGGCAGAGGUCCCCUCCUCCCAGGGUGAGGCUGUCUUAGAGGUGCACGGCCACUCUGUGAUCCAUGCCUGGCAAUGGAGUAGAGAAUUAAAGCUCAGACUGAAGAAAGUACAGCAGAGCCCCACUCUCAAAGACCCAGGUUCACAUCACUCUGCUCGCAGCUCCUCAGUUCUUAACCUAACUCCAGAAUCUUGGGGACUUUCCUCUUGUCCCCAACAGACUCAUGCUCUCAGUCUGCACCCCUGCUCUUCAAGUUGUCAUCCCCCAAAAGUUCAAAGCACAGAGCCCCUCCCUGUCCAGGCCCCUCACUGCUCCCACUCCUCUCAGCCUCAGCUACAAGCUUCUGGCAGAGCAGAACAAGAGUCUCAGAAAAAAAAUAAGAGGAUGAAAUGGAAGGCAACGGACCAAACCCCAUCCCCAGGGCACGGGCAUAUGAAGGCUGCUGAAAACUGUUCAGGAAUGGGAGAGCCCUCAAAUACAAGGGUUCUGGUCUCUGGUAAGACACAAGACAAGACUCCAGUACUACUCUCAACCCAAAAGAGAGGGAGUCCCAAAAAACCCAAAGCAGAGAAACGUGGAAGGACUGCAAGGUUAGAAUCAUCCACUGUGACAAGGGAAAAAAACCCUGCCUGGGCCUGUAGACCAGAAGAGGCCUCUAAAUCGAGGCUUCCUGAAAAGUCUCAGUAUAAAGCUCAGAGUUCUCCACACACUGCUCUUGUUCAGCAGGUUCUCCCAAAUACUACUGGUCCCCGGGAUCGUCAAAGAUCAGGCCCAGUGGCUGGUGAUACCCAGAAUCCUUGCCCUUGUAAGCACUGUCCUUGGAUCCCGAGGAAGAAGCAGGGAUCCUCCACACCCAUCCUCCCAUCCUCCACACCUAAGGGCCCCCCUACCAGAGGUUUCCAAAAGUUAUUAGAUAAGUUUCUAGGUGUCCAUAGACCCCUGCCAACCAAAUCCAGUCUGUAA